Messenger RNA from Penicillium macrosclerotiorum, 681 nucleotides. RefSeq lists its product as uncharacterized. NCBI's taxonomy places the organism in Eukaryota, Fungi, Ascomycota, Eurotiomycetes, Eurotiales, Aspergillaceae. The record is from RefSeq and is a predicted model, not a curated record. The coding region runs from base 1 to 681 and encodes 226 amino acids. The transcript has 2 exons.
AUGGGUUCCGGUCACCUUUCGUGGCUGCUGUUGAUGCUACCGCUCGAGCAGGACAAGGUUGCUCCUCCCAGCAAAGCUCUCGCUCCUUGGCGUCGCACCUCGAGAAUUUGCCUUUCGUCCGUGCGGCUGCAUCUGAACGCCGCCGGGCCCGUGAUUGGCCCCGGCUUAAACCCUCCCAUCAGCGGCGUCCGCAAGAGAACGGGGACACUGGACGGGAUCGUCUCGCCAUUGGCUCUGAAAGGAGCUCGUCGCAUCGCUGCAGGUUGCCGCCAAACCCUCCGGAACCUCCUGGGCCCCUCUGGACCUGCCGGGCAAUGCUGGACAACCUGGACCAGGCGCCUCUUCGACCAGGGACACCAAAGCAGACCUGUUGGAAGCGGAGACACUCGAAGUCAGUGGAACGGAGGGGCCAACGGAAGGGAAGAUUCUAGAGCCGGGUCUGGCCCCCGCUUCCACCCUCUCGUAGAUUUUGUACAUCACCACGGAGUAGCUUUGGAAAUGGAAGGGGGGUUGGGAGGAUUGCGAAUGAGGAGUCGAGGACGAGUCGAAGUUUGCCCCGCGGAGACCCGCCAUCCCAUUGGGGCUUCUAUGGAGGACUAUGAGGAAGUCGAGCAGAUCGCCUGGGAUGGAGUCGCAGGGACUCGAAUUGGCCAAUGGGUCAUGCCCCGUGCAUCAUUCUGA